Messenger RNA from Westerdykella ornata, 1160 nucleotides. RefSeq lists its product as uncharacterized. The record is from RefSeq and is a predicted model, not a curated record. The transcript is spliced from 3 exons. Lineage: Eukaryota; Fungi; Ascomycota; Dothideomycetes; Pleosporales; Sporormiaceae. Bases 155 to 985 code for a protein of 276 amino acids.
CUCAGGAAGCAUAUCGUCCCAUCUUAUAAGUUAUAUAAACUAUCGAACGAGUCGUAUCUGUACCCGUAAUCCAAUUCUCCCUUUCUCCCUCCUCCUCUUUUCCACCUUCGCUCGCCCAAAGUCAAAACUCAAUUCUCCAAUCAUUUCAUUAAUCAUGGGGCUCUACGAAUGGCUGGGAAAUAACAUUCCGACCUUACUACGGCCGACCUUGUUACUCAGUUUAGCAAUCUACCACUUCUGCAUGACAAUCCUCGAAGUCAUCUUCAUCCAGCACCAGCCCUCGCUCCUCCUCAACCUCACCCAACUCCGCCACAAAAGCUUCGCCCGCCUCUGGAACCGAAAUGGCGCAGCAAUGUCCAUCGACAUGCCCGGCCCCAUAACAGAACUCCUCUCCCAAUGCCGCGGCCUCGUCCUCGACAUCGGCCCCGGCAGCGGAGAAGUCCUCUCGCGCUUCGAUGCCAGCAAGAUCACCGCCAUGUACGGCGCCGAGCCCGCCGCGGACCUUCACCGGGGUCUGCUCCAGAACGCGGAGAAGCACGGAUUCGCCGGCAAGUACCACGCCCUGCUCUGCGGCGCGGAGCCCGAGUCGUUGAUCCCCGCGCUGUACGAGGCCGGCGUGUUGGACCGUGAUCGCGCCACAGAGGUGUUUGAUGAGAUUUGCGUUGUGCGGGUUUUGUGUGGCGUGCCGAGUCCGCGGGAGACGAUUCGCGGGUUGUAUGCGUUGUUGAAGCCUGGCGGGAGGAUGGUCGUGUGCGAGCAUGUUGUGAAUCCUUGGAGGACCGAGGGGAGUCUUGCGGCUAGGUUGUUGCAGGGGGUGUAUAGUGCGAUGGGCUGGCCGUUUUUCAUGGGAGGUUGUGCGUUGCAGAGGCAUACGGCCGAGUGGUUGAGGGAGGCGGGCGGGUGGAAGAAGUUUGACUUGCAGUAUGUGGAGCCGCAGACGGCGAUACCGUUCGUGGUAGGUGAGUUGAUCAAGGCGGACGCUUGAAUGUAAGCGGAGAAUGUGUAUAGUCGGAUCUAGGAGACGGAUAUAUGAAGGAUAUUUUUCCGUAUGCAAUGUCGACUUGUACGGAGGACAUGUAUUGACUGUAAAUAACGAUGCCAAAAGAAAAAAAGAAAAAAAGAAAAAAGAAAACAUAUGCACUGUUUCCCAGUCCUAGCCA